AUGGCCGCGCUGCUGGAUGGAUUUGAGGUGCUGCUGGAUGCACGCCGAGCUGCCGGGGAGAGCAGCAAGCCGGCGGGCCAGCGUGCUACCACCCAGCGCCCGAGCCAGCAGCCGGCGCGGCCUGGGCUUGCAGCGCGCAGGGGCGUGGCGGCGACCGCCGCCGUUGCGGGCAGCAGCGAUGCCGAUGCCGGCUCCUCCUUUCUGCAGCAGUUCAAGAACCUGGCCUCUCUGGCGGACGCGCAGCCCGCCUCCACCUCCGGCAGCGGCUGCUGCGGCGGCAGUGGCAGCGCCGAGGGCGGCGCGCAAGAGUCUGGCAGCGGCUGCUGCGGCGGCGGUAGCGGCGGCGGCGCCUCCGCCUCCGGCCAGGCGGCGGCGUCAGCCGUGAUGAGCCAGCUCAGCAGCAUGAUGGGCGGCAUGGAGGGCAGCCUGACCCGCGACGAUAUGCGCAGCGCGUUUGAGGCCUCCCAUCCGGCCUCCGCGCCGGAGGGCGCCGACGGCGGCGAGCGCUUCCUGGACCUGUCUGCGGUGCUGGGCGGCAGCCACCGCGCAGACUUUGCCGACGACCACGACGACGAGCUGGAUGCGCUGGUGGUGUGA
Chlorella variabilis is the source of this 597-nucleotide messenger RNA. Its product is annotated as expressed protein. NCBI's taxonomy places the organism in Eukaryota, Viridiplantae, Chlorophyta, Trebouxiophyceae, Chlorellales, Chlorellaceae. The record is from RefSeq and is a predicted model, not a curated record. The transcript is spliced from 4 exons. Bases 1 to 597 code for a protein of 198 amino acids.